Cyphellophora europaea CBS 101466 is the source of this 357-nucleotide messenger RNA. RefSeq lists its product as uncharacterized. NCBI's taxonomy places the organism in Eukaryota, Fungi, Ascomycota, Eurotiomycetes, Chaetothyriales, Cyphellophoraceae. The transcript is spliced from 2 exons. The coding region runs from base 1 to 357 and encodes 118 amino acids. The record is from RefSeq and is a predicted model, not a curated record.
AUGGGGGUGCAAAAUCCAUUUUCAUCUGCUGAUAGGCAAGGUAUCAGAUGUCCAAUGGGCGUGGCCCCUGCUGCCAUGCAAAAGAUGGCUCAUUCAGACGGGAAGAAGCAAUGGCAAGAGCCACCGGUAAAAGAAGCUGGCCCCUUGGGCUCAGUAGCUUCAGUACAACAAGCCUGGAAGAUGUUAUCAGUCACGCCAAGAUCUCACACAGCAAUGCAGUCUGCGCUUUACAAAUGCAUAUCUUCGAGGAAAGAAGUACAAGUCUUGAUCUCAUACGACGGACCGAGGAGUCCGGAUACCAGGCCAUCAUACUCACAGUCGAUACACCAUUCUUUGGCCGCAGACUUACCGAACUGA